UGGCAUAUUGUCUGUGCAAGUUCACCCACACUGCUCACUCCUGCCUCCCGCGUCCCCGAUGAGCGUCCGCGGAGCGCAGCCUAACUGAGCCAGCGGAGCCGGCGGCGGAGGCAGCCCCCCAUGGUUCAGAGCGCCGCAGUCAGCAGCAUCCGUGGGGAGCCCAGGCGAUGCUGGGGAGGCGGCGGAGCAGCGCGUGUCACCUCCACAUAAGCUGGACAGGUUUGAAUAUCUGUCUCCAUGCUAAAACCUGAGUGAUUUAGAAGAAAAGGACGGCCUCGGGGCGCAAGCGGAGCAUUGCUGCACGGCAGCCCGGGAGCACGGCACGGCGCUGAACAUGACCACAGACAGUUUUGCAGAGUUCCUGAAUAAGCUCAAAGAAAUCCACGAGAAAGAGGUCCAAGGUCUGCAAACAAAGCUAACGGAGCUGACGACGGAGAAAUGCUGUGAUGCCCAGCGGAUUGAAGAGCUCUUUGCAAAAAAUCACCAACUAAGGGAACAACAGAAGGUCCUUAAGGAAAAUGUGAAAGUGCUAGAAAACAGGCUGCGAGCGGGUCUCUGCGACAGAUGCAUGGUCACCCAGGAACUGGCGAAAAAGAAGCAGAAUGAAUACGAGACCUCCCACCUCCAGAGUCUCCAGCACAUCUUCAUCCUCACUAACGAGAUGAACCGCCUGAAGGAGGAAAACAAAGCUCUCAAGGAAGACCUCAAGCGGCUCCGAGGCCUGGAGGACAGGAUAAAGCACCCAGGAGUCAUCUCCAGAGAAAGCAGUUCCACCCCCAAUUUCCCCUUGGCUUUGCUGUCUCCAGUAAGCAGGACCCCCAGCACCGACAAAGCAGCUCAGAGAGGGGCAGAAGAGGCACACCACGACGUGCCAGGCCUCGAGCCGGGAGAAGAAAAGACUACAGGAACGAGAAAUUCUCCAGGCAGUAGGACUUCCCCAAGCACUGUCCUCCAAGAAACCAGCCUUGCAGAAAUGACAUCCCAGAGGAUCGCCAACCAGCUGCACGGAACCUUUGCCUUGGUGAGACCUGGCUCGAGACCGUGCCUCCCAGAAAAAAGUCCUCCAGGGGCUGCAUUGUCCCCACCAGCAAGGAAGACCCCUCUGCAGCCGGAGCGUGAGCACAGCCCCAGCCUCGAGGCUUAUGCAGCAGCAAGCAAACUGGACUCCCCCAAGGUUGCUCCAUCCUACGAAAACUUAAAACUGACCGCCAGGACGGAGCAGCUCUGCCUCCUCAACAAGCAUUUUCCCCUGCAGCAGCUGGGGCUGGCGAGUAACCACGCUUCUGCCGACAGGGACGGCAGCUUCUCCAGCCAGUUCCUCAGGGCCAAAGACGCUGAAGGCAGCACGAGGGCACGCGACGACUGGGAAGAUCGCGCAGCCGUUUUCAAGCUCCCCGCCGCCGUGGUUUACAUGCGGGAUCAGCAUCUGGAGGGGAAACUCCACCUCCUCCAGCACCGGGAGCGGCUGCAGCACCUCCUCGCUCACCAGCGCCCGCAAAGCCUCCGCGCCAGGGCGGACGGCGACCCCGGAGCCGCUCCCGAGGAGCGGUCCCUGUCCCCGUGGCUAAGCGUCACACCAGGACGCAAAGAGGAGAGGUCCUUCCUGGAGGACGCCGCGGAUGGGAAAGAUGAGAAAGAGCUUUGGCUAAGCCGGGACGGCUCCGAGCUCGGAGAGAAGGCCGAGGCGGCGAGGGACUACGGCGCAGACGUACCGCUGGACCUAUCGGACCCCGGCCGCGGCAGGGAGACGGGCUGGCACAGCUCGCCGGAGCCGCGGGAGGCUGGCCACGGGCGGCUGAGCCCCACGGAGAGCCCCGCUGUUCCGGCAGCCCGGGGCCCCUGCGGACGGCGCGGGGCAGAGUGGGAUGACUUGCCCCUCACCUACUGCCGCCUCCAAGCCGCCCGCGCCCAGCCCAGGGGCCAGCCCAGCGGUGUCAAGGAGGAGGAAGAGGAGGAAGAGGAAGCGGCUGUGGCCCAUCCUACAAGCAAGUCAACGUCGAGUGACCCUGAGGCCCUUCCGGAGACCAAGACGAGACUGUCUCUCAAUGCACAGAAGGGAGAACCAGAUGACGAUGAUGCUGAGUCUGGGAAGCAGGACUCUGACGAGCCCGACACAACGGACAGUGAGGUCGCUGCCCCAUAUGAACACAACAUCCCACAAGAAGCCCAAGCUGAAGAAAAAUAUUUUUGUGUGAAAGACAGAGCUCAUGUGCUGCUAAAGAAGCGAAAAAGAGCACAGGAUGCCUGGACAAAAGCAUCAAAGAAGACGCCGAGGGGAAGAAAGAAAGUCCAAGCCGAAGAGUGCCCAGCUGGGGCACCGGUGACCACCAAGACCCUGGAGAACAGCUCCGCUUCCCAGCACGAUGCCUGCGAGGAGAGCUAACGGCAGGGCGGGAGGAGAAGCCACGGGGGCACGCGGCAGUGCGGAGGAGAGGGCCGGGCUGGCUCGGAGACCUCCCACGCCGGGAGCGCGAUGACUCCUGCGGCGCAGGGCUGGGCGGCGGGGACCUCGCGAGGGUUCAGUGAGGACACUGGGCUGGGCAGCAGGGACCGCAUGAGGACACCCGUCCUGGGUGCUCCUGGAGGAGGCUGGCGGCAUCGGUUAAACCCGACGGCGGUUAAACCUGCGCGGCCCCCUUGCUGGAGCAGGGCCAGGCUGGCGGCUUUCCGUCCCGGCUGAGGGCCGGGGGGACGUGUCCCCCCGGGAUGGCGUGGCGCGCAGGCCGGCCGCGGCAGCACCGCCACGAGCUUGUUUCCACGUGGAUAAAUCGCUCUGGAAAGAC
Molecule: messenger RNA, 2783 nt
Organism: Dromaius novaehollandiae (emu)
Lineage: Eukaryota; Metazoa; Chordata; Aves; Casuariiformes; Dromaiidae
Gene: RBBP8NL
Product: RBBP8 N-terminal like
Exons: 15
Coding region: 335-2383 (682 amino acids)
Source: RefSeq, a predicted model, not a curated record